This is a messenger RNA of Pelobates cultripes (western spadefoot toad), 597 nucleotides long. The record is from the annotation of a GenBank genome assembly. NCBI's taxonomy places the organism in Eukaryota, Metazoa, Chordata, Amphibia, Anura, Pelobatidae.
AUGAAAGCAGGAGGUGAAAAUUGGUUGCAGAUAGCCCCUCAUUGGUUUCCUUGUAGUGUAACAGAAAAGGUUUUAAAGGGAGCUAAGAAAGACCUGGCUAAGAGAAAGGGAACUGUUGACUGCUUUCCCAUAGAAGCCCCUCCUGAGAAUCCAUAUCCACCACCAAUUGUGCUCCCUACCCAGUCAGCCUCUGGUCAUGCCCAACCACAACCCCCACCUUCCUAUAAAGCAAUGUAUCCUGCUGUACCUAAUGCCCCCUCAGAGGAUGAUAUAGAAGAUAUUUGUAUUGCUGCAGCUGUUAAUUCACAGUCACAGCAAUUACAGGAAUCAUCAUCUACACCAGAUUCUGAUAUAGAAUAUCCACCGCCACCUCUUGGUAGAAUUAAAUUAACAGUACAAAUGGGAGUUAAACUUAAAAGUGGCAAGGUGUUAAAAUCAUAUGUACAUAAGCAAGGUGAUGAUGAUGUAGAGAUGCCAGAAUUAGAAGGUGCUGAUCUUACUGCCCCGUUCAUGACUGUUGGUAAUCAGUUAAUAAUGAAACCCAUUAAUCCCAGAGUACUCAAGGACAUUAUUCAAGGUGCCCCAAACUUCUUCUGA